This is a messenger RNA of Anthostomella pinea, 459 nucleotides long. Lineage: Eukaryota; Fungi; Ascomycota; Sordariomycetes; Xylariales; Xylariaceae. The record is from the annotation of a GenBank genome assembly.
AUGGACCAAGGCCUCGCCCCUAAGCAAGCCUUUGUGGAGGGCCGUGUCAUUGGCGCGAACACUGCGGAAAAGGCCUUGAACUCGAUGGCGGGCGUUUACAUCGGCUAUGCGGUACCCAUCCGGACGGGCCGUGCCAUCGACAGACCGGGCAGACCUGACACGACUACUGUCUUUCCUGGCCCGCGUGCCGACCAGCCGGGCAAAGCCAAUACCUUAUCCGAAUUUUUUGCUACUAAUGCCGCCACACAUCCUCUUCUGGCCCCUUCUCAGGAAGACAUCAACCAGUCGGGCAUUUCCCUAACCACAAUGGCUACAUGGGACCCCACGGUCCACUGCCGGCAUUACCACUGCCCGUAUUACACCAGCGAGGAAGACAUCCCGUAUAGUGAAGACCAGGGAAAUCCGUGGGAAGACUGUGAGCAUUGGCGCCCAGACCCAAACGUUCCAGGCGACUACUGA